ACAAUGCAAAAUGUCAAGCGAAAUCUGUUAACCUAUUUGCCGUACUCGCUAAAAAUCUGAAGAAAUAAUUAAUUACUCGCCUUUGCUGUAAUCUAAUGCCUUAAUCCGCAAUGGUUCUUGCAAUUUAGUACGAUAUUGAUAUUGCUAAGUAGUAAUAGAAAUUAAUUUUCACGUUUAUAAGUUUGUUGACUGUUGCUAAGUUUGUAAUAAAAUGGGUAUCUUGGAAAAGAUAUCUGAAAUUGAGAAGGAAAUAGCUAGGACACAAAAGAACAAAGCCACUGAAUACCAUUUGGGGUUAUUGAAAGCCAAGUUAGCAAAGUACAGGUCUCAGCUCUUGGAACCAUCUAAAAAGGGGGGUGAUAAAGGGGAGGGUUUUGAUGUCUUAAAAUCAGGUGAUGCUAGGGUUGCUCUCAUAGGGUUUCCUUCAGUUGGUAAGUCGACUCUGCUCUCAACGUUAACUCACACACACUCGGAGGCUGCGAGCUAUGAGUUCACAACUCUCACAUGUAUACCCGGUGUUAUUGAGUACCGAGGUGCUAAUAUACAGCUGCUGGAUCUGCCGGGUAUCAUUGAAGGCGCUGCACAGGGCAAGGGUAGAGGAAGACAGGUUAUAGCAGUAGCGCGUACAGCGGACCUGGUGCUGAUGAUGCUGGACGCCACGAAGCCGUACGUGCACCGCCAGCUGCUGGAGAAGGAGUUGGAGAGCGUCGGCAUCAGGCUCAAUAAGAACAAACCUAAUAUUUAUUUUAAGGUUAAAAAAGGCGGUGGACUGUCGUUCAACUCCACAUGUCAGUUGACUAAAGUUGACGAAAAAAUGGUGCAGAUGAUUUUGCAUGAAUAUAAAAUAUUUAAUGCUGAGGUGCUGUUCCGCGAGGACUGCACGGCGGACGAGCUGAUCGACGUGAUACUCGCGAACCGCGUGUACCUGCCGUGCCUCUACGUGUACAACAAGAUUGACCAGAUCUCGCUGCAGGAGGUGGACCGCAUCGCGCGCCAGCCGCACUCCAUCGUCGUGAGUUGUAAUAUGAAGCUCAACCUGGACUACUUGCUGGAGACACUGUGGGAGUACCUGUCGCUCAUCAGGGUGUACACCAAGAAACCAGGUCAGCCGCCUGACUUCGAUGAUGGACUCAUUUUAAGAAAGGGUGUAACAAUAGAGCACGUGUGCCACUCGAUCCACCGCACGCUGGCGGCGCAGCUGAAGUACGCGCUGGUGUGGGGCACCAGCACCAAGUACAGCCCCCAGCGCGUGGGGCUGCACCACACCGUGCAGGACGAGGACGUGGUGCAGCUGAUCAAGAAGUAGCACUAGCCUUCAUCCCCUACUGCCCCCCUCCCCUCAUAAGCUAUAAACCCCAUCAAAAAGUACCACUGACCUUCGAUGGUUCGUAAAUUUGUACAAAUUGUCCAUUUAUGAACCGUAAAUCCAUCUUCUACACUGUGCGAGAUUCCUUCCUCAUAUUUACAAACUAAGCUAAAAUUUUCGACCCACGUCUCCUCUAUAUAUCUUCUUUAUUGGACUGAAAUUAGUAAAGGUUUAAGUAACAGUGGAUUGUUACAAAAAUGAACACUAAUAUAUCUGCAGGUUUCAUUUUAUAUCUCCAUAUGCCAUAUAUAAAAUUAUGCGGGCCUACAACAUUUUCAUUAUUUGAGUUUCCAUAAACUAUAUCUGUUUUAUUGUAAGGGACAAUAACAACUUAUUUUAUCAGUUUAAAUGUAAAUUAUAUCAUUUUAAAUAUUUAAA
This is a messenger RNA of Zerene cesonia (dogface butterfly), 1744 nucleotides long. Its product is annotated as developmentally-regulated GTP-binding protein 2. Gene Ontology annotation, cellular component: cytoplasm. NCBI's taxonomy places the organism in Eukaryota, Metazoa, Arthropoda, Insecta, Lepidoptera, Pieridae. The record is from RefSeq and is a predicted model, not a curated record. The transcript has 8 exons. Bases 212 to 1306 code for a protein of 364 amino acids. Gene Ontology annotation, molecular function: GTPase activity; GTP binding. Gene Ontology annotation, biological process: cytoplasmic translation.